AUUGCGCACGCACCCUUUCGUUGUUCAAAUAUUGUGAAGCUAGUAACAUCUUCGUGGCGAGCGUUGUGCAAGUCUCUAAGUGCAAGUCUAAGCUAGUGGAAUUUUCCCUAUCGAGCGCUACAAUUCUUGUUUGUCGUCCAGUGACAUUAUCCGUGAGCGGUUUCAAGUAUUUCAGUGUGCAGAACAGCGGCUAAGCCAUGGCUACCACCCCAGAGAAAAAGCUGAGUGCGUCGGAAUUGGUCGACCUGGCCCCCUUGGCGACUGAGCCAGGGAAUGAUCUGAUAUCGACCGUACAGGAACGGGAUGAGCAGAAGGCCGCUCAAGAUCAGAGUGUCGAGAAGCCGGAUGAGGAUCAGUCGAAAAUCGAGAAGGCUCUAGAAGAUGCAAUGAGCGACAUUGUGGAGCGAGGUGAAAGUGAAUACAUCAGUGGAAAGCCGAUAGCUGAAAGUGACAACCUAGAAGCUUUGGAGGAAAUCCCGCAAGAGGCAAACAUCGUGGACGAGGAUCACGUCGAGCAAGAGACCACUCACGACGAAGCUCACGAUGAAGCUCACGAUGAAGUCAUCGUGGAGGCCUCGGAAGAUGCAGCGGAAGGCGAAGAUCGCUGUGCACGUGUGGAGGUUUAAGCUGUUGAGCAGUGGAGCUGGCGAUGAGCUGAGUUGGUGUGUCGAUUCCUGCCAGCAGCAGCAGAGGGAGUGAAGGGAGCGAAUGUACUGGAUAAAGUCCUGUGUGUUUCAAUGAUGUUGGAUGUAGUCUUGCAAUUUUCGAUACAUGGAUAAAAAAUGUGAUGUACUUUCGGUCAAAGAUAAUUAUUGAAUAAAAUUGAAGCAAAUAUUUAGAAAAAAAAAUGCAACUUGUACUCAGUCAUUCUUUCGAAUCCGUCCGCCUGUUGUGUUAGCAGUAGUUUUUUUCUAUUCUCUGUUGUUGUCUAUUGUUGUACUCUUAUACCGCUAGCAGGGCUAAAAUCUCUUGAGUGAUGAGAACAUGUGUCAUAAGCGAUUAUGUAACUUGACAAGUCAUAUAUCGUUGAGAAUAUUUUCUUCCGUGGAAUAUUCGUGGAAAUCCCGUUGGAGUUUUGUGGUGCAAAAAACGC
Anopheles gambiae (African malaria mosquito) is the source of this 1093-nucleotide messenger RNA. RefSeq lists its product as uncharacterized. The record is from RefSeq and is a predicted model, not a curated record. The transcript has 2 exons. NCBI's taxonomy places the organism in Eukaryota, Metazoa, Arthropoda, Insecta, Diptera, Culicidae. The coding region runs from base 198 to 626 and encodes 142 amino acids.